AUUUUUUUUAAUGAACUCCUUGUCGAAGCGUAUUAGAAAGAUAAAGAAAACCCCUAAAGUGACCACAUUUGAAGACUCCGAUGAUCCACAAUAAUUCACAGCUUGCAUUGCAAAUCUCAAUUAAAUUGUGGCUGAAGAUCAAUGUUACUCUAGUUUCACUAUUUUCUAGUCAAAUAAAUCGUAACCAAGGAGUUAUUGGUGAGAUUGUUGGAAUAUUUACGACACAACAAUCCUUAAGUUGCCAUCAACGCUCUUAAUGCUAUCUAAAAUGUAUUGCGAAUCAGUGAUAAUUUUGGUUCUGAAGUUAGAGAUCAGCUUAAAGACUUAGGUUUAUUAGGCAUAUUAUUAUUAUUUCCUGUUUAAGAAAACACUUUAUCCGGUUUCUUAAGCCUUGCCAUUGAAAUUUUUGAAACUUGGGAUAUAGCAUUAUUAAUGCCACUUUAUUAAAGAAUAUUACCAAUUUUAGAUAAUUGUUUAUAAAAAGUUUAUAAUGAAGAUAUCAUUUCAGAAGCAUUAAAUUUACUACAGGUUCUAACAGAAAUCCCUUAAUUUAACUUAAAGAAGAUAGAUCUCGAGUAAAUUUUUUAAAAUGAUUUAAUUAAGUAAUUACACUUUGCCAAUCAAAUGAAAUUAAAGGCAUUAACACUUUAAACAUACUUAAAUAUUGAUAGAUUGGAUAAUGAAAUGUUUUAAUUAAUUAAUGAAGUCAUCAGGAUAAACAUUUUCUAGGAGUUAAAUAAUAUUGAAUCAUUUCUUUAGAAAUAAGUGACCAUGGAAGAAGAGUCUGAAUUUAAAUAGGAUGAAAGAUUACUUAACACACUUUAAAUUUGGAAAUGCUCAGCUCAAUCAAUUAUUUAAGUAUUGGUUUAUUUAAAUCGAAUUUAUGAGGAAGAUAAUGAUGAUUAAUAUGUGAAUAAUAAGAAAUUCUAGUAGUUUUUCCAAAAAAAUAUUAUAGUUGAAUUAGAAGAGUUGGUAUUAAAGAAUUUCUUUAAUUUCUCUGGAGUCAUUCAGAAAAAACUAUUUACUGAUCAAACAACUUUCACAGAUGAAUUAUUGAGUCUAACUCUCUUAAUUUUCAAGUAAUUAUAUAAAAAAUAAAUUUUAGUUUAGGAAAUAAUUUAUUAACUAAUCUUUAACCUUUAGUAUGUUUAUAAACAGUAGAGCCAAUUUUACCAUAAUUAUAAGCAACACUUUAGAUCGAGAUUAUAUCAGAUGAGGAUAAAAAAGAGCUUGCAUAAUCAGAAUUUAUUUUGUUGAUUAAACUCUUAAAAGUAAAUCCAUAAUUAGUUUUACAAAUACCACCUUAAUUUAUAGUUUAAUUAUCGGAAUUAACAGAAACUACAGAUAUACUGUUUCAUAUAGUUGAAGUUAUGAAAAUCAGGUAUUCUAGCAAAGUAAAAAAUGAUAUUGAAACAAUACGGUUAGUUACAUAAAAAUUAUUAAAAUUAAUGAGCCAAACUAAUAUAAUGUUGGCAGCUUAAGCAUUAGAUUGUCUUUUUGAUGUUUACACAGAAGAAGAUUUCAAUGCACUUUUGGUAGAAAUGAAGAUCAUUGAUCUUUUAACAUAGGGAUAUCAAUAUUUAUAAUCACAGUUGCCUAAUGAAAAGAAAUGUUUAGGAAAAGAUGAUUGGAAAUUCCUUAAGUUAACAGUUACCAACUUAAAGUAGUUUAUUGAAUACAAAGUAAAUAUUUUAAAGUGAUUUUGAU
Paramecium sonneborni is the source of this 1707-nucleotide messenger RNA. The record is from the annotation of a GenBank genome assembly. NCBI's taxonomy places the organism in Eukaryota, Ciliophora, Oligohymenophorea, Peniculida, Parameciidae.